Patella vulgata (common limpet) is the source of this 4891-nucleotide messenger RNA. Its product is annotated as hepatocyte growth factor-regulated tyrosine kinase substrate. NCBI's taxonomy places the organism in Eukaryota, Metazoa, Mollusca, Gastropoda, Patellidae. The record is from RefSeq and is a predicted model, not a curated record. The transcript has a single exon. Gene Ontology annotation, molecular function: phosphatidylinositol binding; metal ion binding; ubiquitin binding. Bases 142 to 2520 code for a protein of 792 amino acids.
GAUAUUAUUAGUAUCAAAAAAAGAUAGUGAAUCACUGAUGUCACAAAAUCACAAGUUUUCUUCUGACUAUUUGUAAUUAUAAGACGAAUAUUGAAGAUUGACCACUGAUUUAUUCUCACGGAGUAAAGAAAGAAACCAGAAAUGUUCAAAAGUCCGUUUGAUAAAACGCUAGAAAAAGCGACAAGCCAGUUAUUAUUGGAGCCAGACUGGGAUUCCAUCCUUCAAAUAUGUGAUAGUAUACGACAAAAGGAUGUCACAGCCAAGAUCGCCCUGGCUAGCAUCAAGAAGAAAAUAUCGGUUGACAACCCUCACGUCGCCAUGUACGCACUUCAAGUCUUGGAGUCAGUUGUCAAGAACUGUGGAAACAGUGUCCAUGAAGAGAUAGCGACGAAAGAAUACAUGGAGUUUCUCAAAGAUCAAGCCAAGGCACGGAAUGAUCCAGUUAAAGGAAAGAUAUUGGAGUUGGUACAGGCAUGGUCUCAUGCGUUCCGUAACGAACCAAAUUAUAAAGUUGUUCAAGACACCUUUCAUUUGAUGAAAAUGGAGGGAUUUAAGUUUCCUGUUUUAAAAGAAGCAGAUGCCAUGUUUGUGGCCGAAAGAGCACCCGAGUGGAAAGAUUCGGAUGUUUGUACACGAUGCAGAGUUCAAUUUAGCGUGGUACAGAGAAAACACCACUGUCGUGCUUGUGGGGAAAUCUACUGUCACAAAUGCUCAUCGAAGACAUCGAUCAUCCCCAAAUAUGGUAUUGAACGUGAAGUACGGGUCUGCGAUUCCUGCUUUGAAAAAAUAAAUAAACCCACCGCUGGUGGAAAGGCGACAACAGAAGAUGGUCUGCCACAAGAAUAUUUAGCUAGUCCUCUCUCAAAACAAGUCCAGACACCGCCUGCAAAAUCGGAACAAGAAAUUCAAGAAGAAGAAGAGCUACAAUUGGCUCUGGCCUUGUCAAAAAGUGAGCACGAGACAAGCGAAAAAGAAAGAAACCGAAUGAAGACUAAUUAUUCUAGUAUCAGUAAGAACGAACGAUCCUCCUCGCCACAGAGCAAGUCAUCUAAUUAUUCUCAGAGUUCAAACGCCAAUGUACCAAUGGUUGAUACGGCUGACAUGGAUCCUGAACUCGCGAGAUACCUUAAUCGUAAUUACUGGGUUCAGCGAUCAGAAGAGACGAAAGCUCCGACAACUACACCAUCAGCCCCUGUGGUCACGUCAGAGUCUAUCUCAACAUCGGUACGUCAAAGUGAAGUAAAUGUUAGUAGCCCACCAGUGGUUUAUCAAAAUGGCGAAACUGACACGGACCAGAGUCAGUUCCUUCAUGCUCUCAGUACAAGUAUCCAGAUCUUCAUUAACAGAAUGCAGAGUAAUUCAAUCCGAGGUCGAAGCAUUGCUAAUGAUUCGUCCGUGCAAUCGUUGUUUAAUGUCAUCAGCAACAUGAAUCCACAGUUGAUGAAUUACAUGCAGGAACAAGAAGAAUUGAGGAGUUUUUACGAAGGUCUUCAAGACAAGUUGGCCCAGCUGCGCGACGCCCGUGAAGCUCUCGAUUCCCUGAGAGACGAACAUCAGGAAAAGAAGAGGAGAGAAGCUGAGGAAUUAGAAAGGCAGAGACAGAUUCAGAUGGCGCAGAAAUUAGAAAUUAUGCGACAGAAGAAACACGAGUAUCUAGAAAUGCAGAGACAAAUGGCAUUGCAGAGAUUACAGGAACAGGAGCGAGAGAUGCAGAUGAGGUUCGAGCAACAGCGACAGUUGACACAGAUUCGUCAAUAUCAAUCAUACGGAUAUCCUCAACAGAUGUACCAGGGAGGACCGGGACAACCACAGGGCAUGCCCCAACAAAUGUACGCACCAGGACAAGGUCAGCCCCAACCUCUUCCAGAACAUAUUCAAGGUGGUCCAGGUUAUACGUUUAGUCCAAAUGGAUCCCAAGAAGGAUCACCGGUUCAUCAAACGGGGGUUUAUCAACAACAACAGCAACAUCCAAACAUGCCUCCCCAGAAUCUUCCACCGGAGAGUAUGCAGAACACGCAAGCUCCAGGAAUGUAUGGUCAUCCCCAAAAUAUGUAUCAACCUCAGAUGAUGCAACAGAUUCCUCCUGGUGGUCCAGGACUCCAGCACCAGCAGCCUCCACCAGGCAGUCAUUAUCCCUUACAAACUGAUGGCGGACCAAAUCAACAUCAUAUGCCGCCUGGUUAUAGUGGACAGAUGAAUCCAGAUCCUAACAUGUCGGCACCACAGGGAUACGUGGGUCACCCACAAAAUGUAGAUCCAAGUUCUUUUUCGAUGCAAAAAAUGUCAGAAGCGUUACCCCAGCAACCUGGUCAACAGCCGAUGUAUCAAAAUCCACCACCCCAGCAACACGCGGGAGGAAUGAUGAAUCAUCCAGGGCAGUAUUCGGUCCCUCCUGGAGCUCCUCACCAACAGAUGAAUGCACCCCCUCAACAGCAAAAUGCACCUCAAGGUUACCAGCAAGCACCCCAACAACCACCUCCACAAACUCAACAAGAAGCUUCACUUAUAUGUUUUGAUUGAUUACAAAGUCAAUAAUAAUAUAUAUAAUUAAAGAUGCAUUAUGUAAGAGCUAAAUCUGUCCAUUGCAGAUCUUUCUUUUGGCCUGACAGAUUAUAUAAAUUAUUAUUUAGACAUUUAUUCACAUGAAAAGCCGGUAAUUAAUUACCUAGACCAUCGGAUGGUUUUGAUUUUGAACAGGUUGAAACCCAAUCAUCAUUAAAUAAUUUGAUUUCAAAAUGGAUAGUCGAGACUUUGUUUGUUAUUGUUACAACUGUAGCAAUUGAAAAUCGAGAAUGAAGAAAUCAGACUUAAAUUUUAACAUAUUCCUUUUUCAUUAUCUAUAGUUAAAGUAUUUUAGGGAGAACUGUCUCUCCUCUUUAUAUAAAUCUUACAUAAUGCACCUUUAAGCUUUUUUGCUUAACUCAGUAGAAGUCACUUUAUACCAUCAGUUUAAUUUUUAAGAUAAUUUUUUCUAUUUUGAACUCCCAAAUCAUAUUAAAUAAAUUAUAUAAUAUUAAGACCACUGUCUAUUCAUCAUUGGUAUUGUUCAGAUAGUAUUUUCUAAUAUUUCAGGGGUUAAUCCAUGCGGAAAUCUACUUGUAUUUGUUAUUUAAAGAUACAUUAUGUAAGAUUUGGAUAAAGAGCUAGCCAUUCUUGCUAUAAUAGUUUGAAAAUAGAUAAUGUAAAAUGAAUACAUGUAAUUUGAAAAUUUCAUUCAAAUUACUCUAUUGCGAGUGAAGAUAUUAGCCUUUGAACGUUUGACAAGAUGAGUGCACUAAUUGCAACCACCGUACUGGUUGUUCGAAGCUAUCUCUCGCUCCUCCAUUUUUAGAUUAAAUCAAAAUAUGACUGAACCGUUCUGAUCUGUUUAAUAUCGGAGAUGUCCGACGGCGAAGAGAGUUGAUUAUGAUCUUGUCAUGUUAAUGAAUGUCUAAUCAAUAGUAUGUUUAAGAUUUAAUUAAGAAAUGAAACCCAAUAUGGAUUCAAUCGGUUUAUAAAGAAGUCAAUCAAAAGAUUUUGCUCCACCAUUAUAGGUGGCACUGUGAAUAUCGCUCGCAGUCAAUACCAAAUCUUGGAAAAUUUUCAUUUCCUCUUGUCUUUGUAAAUACUGAAUGGAAGUCGACCAUUUUUGUACUGAUAUCAGUGAUUGUUAUCCAUAAAACUGUGUCGUGUUAUAUUAUGUUCAAUCGCUAAAUGCCAUUUAAAGAUUAUAUCCCUUUACAUUAACUAGUUUUUAACUAUUAUAGUGAGAACUGUCAGCUCUUUAUCUAAUCUCCCAUAAUGUAUCUUUAAUAUUUUUACCCUUUGGGAUGGGGAGGGGGUCGAAUGGUUAGCACGUGCGCACUGUAUCAUACGGUCUAUCAUUGAGUCAACUGGCAUGGUUUCGAUUCCUCGGUUGUACGUGACAAAGAGUAGGGUCGCCUGUCCACCCUUGUGGGUUUUCUCCAGGUCCUCCGGUUUCCUCCCACUUCUAAAGACCCCUACGUGCAAGCGAAUUAUUGAAAAUAAAUUGAGCCAUGUGUUUGUCCCGAAAUGACCUAGUUUGUGUUAAGUGGAGUGGACGUUAAACCUCAUUUCUCUCUCUCUCCCUUUGGAAUAAUUUUCAAAGAAAACCUGAUAUUUAGCCAUGUGUUUCAGACAAGAGGCCAUAAAUUGUAUUGUUUAUUAGUAACUUGUUGUUGAUUAAAGCUAUCAGUUUUGUGAAAUUUUAUUGUUUACAUUAGAAUAAUGUAUUCCCUGCUAUUGUUAAGGUAUUAUUAUUGUAUGUGACUAGACAAAUUUAUCUUUUAAAUGGAAUCAUAGCUUAUAAAUAUACUGUCUAGCUGGUCAAUUUGGAAUGGGAGUGCUUCUAGUAAUUACGAAAAUUCUGAGAAGUGUCAAAUUAUUAUGACAAUUCUACAAAAUAUUGAGUUUAAAAGUGAAGGUGAUAUUUAGAAUUUAUGUUACAUUAUGGAAAUAGUAAAUUAACCAAUGGGAAUUUUGUUACUAUUUAUUCCUUCAUAAUAUUGUAAACUGUGUAUAAUGGUUAGAUCUAAUUGAUAAGGCCAACUUCAAGUUUGGUCAAAGUCACAACAUGUAAACAGGGCUAGCUCUAAUCUCAACCCUAACUCUAACCCUGGACCUAGCCCCAUUGCUUACCCUAACCCUAAUCUACAAUCUCGGCAAAAAUCAAGUGCCCUAACCUUUUUUUUUACAUCUCUGCGACCUUUACGAAAAUUGAGCUGGCCUUAACAAAUAGAUUUAGCCAUGUAUAAUUGACUGUAUCAGUAUCUUACUGGAUGUAUUUAAGCCUGGUUAAUCUGAUGUAUAAUUGACACUAGGUCUACCAGUAUCUUACUGUAUGUAUUUUAAAACUUGUUAAUCUGACGUAUUAAAAUUAUUUAUAACAUUA